AUGAAAAUUCAUAACACUUGGUUUGCUUAAGCCACAUAUAUAGGAAUUAUUGGUGCAUUUGUUUUUGCUACUACAAGGUUUACAGUUCCAGAAUAUAGACUUUAUUAUAGAGUUGCCAAAGCUUAAUAUCUUUGAGAAUUUCAUGAUAUCUAUUUAAAUAACCACAUAAUUUAUUCACUUUUAAGUUUAUGCUAGCACUUUUAUAUUUAUUCAUCUUAUUUUAUCAAUUUAGAGGCUUUAAUCUCUUUUUUAUACUUUUCUAGAUCGUCUAAAGGAAUUAAGAGAUAUUUAUUAAAGUUCAUUAAUUUUGAUCUCAUAGUUAAAUCAAAAUAAACCUAAGAAAGUACAUUUAAAGAUGAAUUAAACUUCAUUUAUCUUUUUAUAAUAAUUCUAAUUUAAGUAGCUCUCCUCCAACUUAAUGUUCACUUGGACAAUCUUUAGUCGAAAGAUCAUUAAUACUAUUACUUGA
This is a messenger RNA of Paramecium pentaurelia, 469 nucleotides long. The record is from the annotation of a GenBank genome assembly. Lineage: Eukaryota; Ciliophora; Oligohymenophorea; Peniculida; Parameciidae.